UUAAAGGCCUUUGAAGAACGGUGCAGAUGGUUCACUGAUGGAUGACAAUCAAAAUGAGUGGGGUGAUGAAGAAACGUUGGACAACAAGAGGUUCAGAUUUGAAGAUCAGGUGAUGCUUCCAGACCUUGGUGAUCAAACUGAUCACAGACAAUGGACCCAACAACAUUUAGAUGCAGCUGACCUCCGAGCACCUUCCAUGGCACCCACACCACCACAGGGAGAAAUCGAUGCUGACUGUAUGGACGUUAAUGUGCGGGGACCAGAUGGUUUCACACCACUCAUGAUAGCAGCAUGCAGUGGAGGAGGCUUGGAAACUGGCAACAGUGAGGAGGAUGAAGAUGCCUCUGGUCAAAUGAUAUCAGACUUCAUUGGUCAGGGUGCCAACCUACAUAGCCAAACUGACCGCACCGGAGAGACCGCACUCCACCUGGCCGCCCGAUAUGCUCGAGCUGACGCUGCCAAACGAUUACUGGAAUCCAGUGCAGAUGCCAAUGUCCAGGAUUACAUGGGGAGAACUCCUCUUCAUGCCGCUGUAGCUGCAGAUGCCCAAGGUGUAUUCCAGAUUCUUAUUCGGAACAGAGCAACAGACCUAGAUGCCCGUAUGUGUGAUGGUACAACGCCAUUGAUCCUGGCAGCUCGCCUGGCAGUGGAAGGCAUGGUUGAAGAACUUAUCAACUCUCAUGCUGAUGUGAAUGCAAUUGAUGAGUUAGGAAAAUCUGCUUUGCACUGGGCCGCAGCCGUAAAUAAUGUGGAUGCUGCAACAGUCUUGCUGAAAAAACGGUGCCAACAAGGACAUGCAAAACAAUAAGGAGGAGACUCCGUUGUUCCUGGCUGCAAGAGAAGGAAGUUACCAAACUGCUCAGGUGUUGUUGGAUCACUUUGCGAAUAGAGACAUCACUGACCAUAUGGACAGGCUUCCCCGUGACAUCGCACUGGAACGCACGCAUCAUGACAUUGUCCGGUUGCUGAAUGAUCACAACCUGGUGAGGAGUCCUCAAAUGCAUAACGGUCCACUGGGUGCUCCAAACUUGUCUCCUCCCAUCUGUUCCCCAAAUGGCUAUGUUGGGAAUAUGAAACCAGCAGUACAAGGAAAGAAGAGUCGAAAACCUGGCACCAAGGCUCCUGGAUGCAAAGAUUCCAAAGAUAUGAAGGCCAGGAGGAAAAAGUCUCAGGAUGGAAAAAAUGGACUUCUGGAUUCAGGAAGCUCUGGGGUGUUAUCUCCAGUUGACUCGUUGGAGUCACCUCAUGGGUAUUUGUCAGAUGUUUCUUCGCCUCCUCUGAUGACUUCUCCAUUUCAGCAGUCUCCAUCAAUGCCUCUUAACCACCUCGCCAACAUGCCA
Molecule: messenger RNA, 1340 nt
Organism: Staurois parvus
Lineage: Eukaryota; Metazoa; Chordata; Amphibia; Anura; Ranidae
Source: the annotation of a GenBank genome assembly